Molecule: messenger RNA, 1481 nt
Organism: Phascolarctos cinereus (koala)
Lineage: Eukaryota; Metazoa; Chordata; Mammalia; Diprotodontia; Phascolarctidae
Gene: SNX3
Product: sorting nexin 3
Biological process (GO): endocytic recycling; late endosome to Golgi transport
Cellular component (GO): early endosome membrane; retromer complex
Molecular function (GO): phosphatidylinositol-3-phosphate binding
Source: RefSeq, a predicted model, not a curated record
CCCCCAUGCAGCUCCUUCCUCCCUCCUCCCUGGGGCCUCCCUGCAGCUGGUCUGCGAGUGCUCGCGUUUUCCCGCACUCGAGUCAGCUGUUUUCCCCUAGGCACUCGGCAGGGUUUCUCCUUGCAGAGCGACCGCGCACCCAAGCCUCCUCUCCCUCCCGCGCCGUAGUCCCCGAGGGUGGGGGAAGCGCGCGCGCGCGUGAGUGCGUGCGUGCCGGCGUGCGGGAGCGCGCGAGCUCGAGCUCGGUUUCCCCCGGGUGGGCGGCGGCGGCGGCGGCGGCGGCGGUGGAGGUUGAAGAAGAAGCAGCGGCGGCGGCGGCGGCGGGAGGAGGCGGAGGAGGAGGGAGCAGCGGCGAAAUGGCGGAGACCGUAGCGGAUACCCGGCGGUUGAUCACCAAACCGCAGAACCUGAAUGACGCCUACGGUCCGCCCAGCAACUUCCUCGAGAUCGACGUGAGCAACCCGCAGACAGUGGGGGUCGGCCGAGGCCGCUUCACCACCUAUGAGAUAAGGGUCAAGACAAAUCUUCCUAUUUUCAAGUUGAAGGAGUCUUCUGUGAGAAGAAGAUACAGUGAUUUUGAGUGGCUUCGAAGUGAAUUAGAAAGAGAAAGCAAGGUUGUAGUCCCACCCCUUCCUGGGAAAGCAUUUCUGCGUCAGCUUCCUUUUCGAGGAGAUGAUGGAAUAUUUGAUGAUUCUUUUAUAGAGGAAAGGAAGCAAGGGCUUGAACAAUUUAUAAACAAGGUUGCUGGCCACCCAUUGGCACAGAAUGAACGUUGUCUUCACAUGUUUUUACAAGAUGAAAUAAUAGAUAAAAGUUAUACUCCAUCCAAAAUCAGACAUGCCUGAAUGCUGUAAAAAAUCUAUGUAAAAAUAAACAAAACUAUUACCAUGAAUAUUAGUGAUUCAUACGCACCGGUGAAGAGGUUCUCGCUAAUUUUAGCAUGCUGCACAGAAACAGGCCAAUAAGCCUCCAGUAUACUAACACUCAUUAUGAUGCUCAGUUUUGCUUUGUUUUGGCAGUUAAAACAAAUUCAUUUGCUUUAGCAAAAAUUCCUCUUUCUACCUUUUAAAAAAAUAGCUCGAGUGCUGUUUUAAUUCGGUGCACACUACUCGUCUCCCUCUAUCUGCUGUGUCCCGACUAAAGUUACUGACUUGGCCUUACUGGAAUUUGCAGUUUUCUGUGUCACAUCUGCUUCUUGUGUAUGAUUGACUAAAAUGUUUCUCACGCUCUUUUUGAUAUGCAGUGUCACCUGUUCUAAUUUAUGUGUAGAAGCACUAGGCAGUUGUUUUCCAGUACCCCACAUGUGAGAGAAACACUUGUGUGCAGAAAGUAUCUUCCUUCAGGCUUGUAAAACACUUUCUAUGGAAGACUAAUGAGGGAAAUCUUUAUAUUCUGUAUAAAAAACAAUCAAAUUUAUAUACUAAAAUCAUUUGUCUAAAAAUUUAAGUUGUUUUGAAAUAAAAAUGAAAAUACAUUUCUAA